Molecule: messenger RNA, 1362 nt
Organism: Coregonus clupeaformis (lake whitefish)
Lineage: Eukaryota; Metazoa; Chordata; Actinopteri; Salmoniformes; Salmonidae
Product: piggyBac transposable element-derived protein 4-like
Exons: 5
Source: RefSeq, a predicted model, not a curated record
AUGAGGCCCGGGCCUACUAGGCAGGCCGUAGGCCAAGCCCGCGACAUCCUCUCCACGUUCUGCUUGUUUUUCACACCGGAGAUAGAAGACAUCAUCCUGGAGAUGACCAAUCUGGAGGGCGUUUCGAAACGCGGCGGCCGCUGGAAAGCGAUGGACUCCACCGACCUGCGAGCCUACGUAGGGCUGCUCAUCCUAGCCGGCGUGUACAGGUCCCGAGGCGAAGCAGCCUCUAGUCUCUGGGACGCCGAGAGCGGAAGGACCAUUUUCCGCGCAACCAUGCCGCUCAAAGUCUUUCACGCUUACUCGAGACUCCUUCGCUUCGACGACCGCCAGACCAGAGCCGAGAGACGCGCAGCAGGCGGCGGUGACAAACUUGCUGCGACGAGAGUAGUCUGGGACAAGUGGGUCGAGAGGCUGCCGCUCCUCUACAACCCCGGGCCCGAUGUGACGGUGGACGAGCAACUGGUCCCUUUCAGAGGCCGAUGUCCUUUCCGCCAGUAUAUUCCAAGCAAGCCGGCCAAAUACGGCAUCAAGACCUGGGUGGCCUGCGACUCCAAAUCCAGCUACGCCUGGAAGAUGCAGGUCUACACCGGGAAGGCCACGUGCGGAGGCCCCGAGAAGAACCAGGGGAUGAGGGUCGUGCUCGAUUUGACGCAGGGACUCAGGGGUCACAACGUCACCUGCGACAAUUUCUUCACCUCAUACGAGCUCGCGCGCCAGCUCCUGAGGAGGAACGUCACCGUGGUCGGCACAGUAAGAAAGAACAAGCCAGAGCUCCCGCCGGCACUGCUCGCCUCAAAGGACAGGCUCCUCUUCUCCUCCAAGUUCGCCUUCACGCCCACCACGGCUCUAGUGUCCUACCUGCCAAAGAAAAACAAGAACGUCUUACUCCUGAGCACGCUGCACACCGAGGCUCACUUUAGCCGUCGCCAGGACAAGAAGCCGGCCAUCGUCCUAGACUACAACAGCAACAAGGGAGGUGUGGACAACCUAGACAAGGUGAUUGGAACCUACAGCUGCAGGAGGAUGACCGCCCGCUGGCCACUGGUCAUCUUCCACAACAUCCUUGACGUGUCCUCGUACAACGCUUUUGUCAUAUGGCGAGAGCUCAACCCUAUUUGGAUGACUGGUAAGCGAAACAAGAGGAGGGUGUUCCUCGAGCAGCUGGGAAAGGCACUAGUGACUUCGUUCAUACAAAGAAGGGACGGUCUCCCUCGCACCGAAGCCUCUGCGGCGCUCGUCAAAGCUGUUCAGAGGGCUACGUAUCGUGUUCAGCCCCGGGAUCACGCCCCAGCCGCAACGGCCCACGCACCGGCCCAAGCACCCGACCCCGCACAACCCAGUAAGAGGAAGAGGUGUCAG